Molecule: messenger RNA, 3812 nt
Organism: Danio rerio (zebrafish)
Lineage: Eukaryota; Metazoa; Chordata; Actinopteri; Cypriniformes; Danionidae
Source: RefSeq, a predicted model, not a curated record
UGUGUCAAAAUGUCAUUAUCACGUCAGCCACACCUAUUAAAUAGUUUGAGGAGCUCCUAAUUUUUUUACGUUUUUUGUGAUUUUCCUAUUAACGUUAUCUGUAAAUUAAUAUGCGACUGCUAACAAUCUUAUUACUUUGUUCGUAUGAAUACUUAAUGACAUUAUUGAUAUUAAUGCUAAAAAUGUUUUUAAAUUAAUUACAAUAGUGAUGAGCUCAACCUGCAAAAACUAAAUGAGCUGAUCUGCUGAUCCUGAAUGGCUGAGUGUUUAUAGUCAGUAUUCAUAUCUACAAAUUUAAGUUGAUUUUUUUGGUGUCAGCUGACUUGAGCAAAUCACGUUGUGUCACAAGAUAUACCAUCAUAAUGUGUUUAUUUCCUCAAUCAAUGUAAAUGAAUGAGAUUUCUCUGUUUAUUCUCCUGAAGCUCUGCCGCCAUCAGUGAAAGACAAAGACAGAGUUUAUUGAAGGACAGUGAGAAGAUGAGUGAUCCAGAACCCUGCAGAAUUAAACAGGAAGAGACUGAAGAACUAAUAGAUGUGAAGGUGAAGGAGGAGAGUGAAGAACUGAGUGAAGAUGAGGAGAAACAUCAUGUCAAAAGUGAAGAAGAAACUCAAGAAAAACCAUUCACAUGUACUCAGUGUGGGAAAGGUUUCACACAUAUGUCGCGCCUUAAUGAACACGUGCUGAUCCACACUGGAGAGAGACCACACACAUGUGAUCACUGCGGCAACACGUUUUUGAGAGUUUCAGAGCUGAACAGACAUCGUAGAGUUCACACAAACCAGAGGCCUUAUUCAUGCUCUGAGUGUGGGAAGAGUUUUACGCAGAAAUCACAUUUAAAGGAUCAUGAGAAGAUCCACACUGGUGUGAGAGAGUUUGUGUGCUUUGACUGUGGGAAGAGUUUUAUUAGAGCUGGACAAUUGAAACGCCACCAGAUGAUCCACACUGCUGGAGAGAAAACUUAUGAGUGUUUACACUGCGACAAGAGAUUCAUACUGUCUGGUAGCCUUAAAUACCACACAAUGAUUCACACUGGAGAGAGACUGUACACAUGUACUCAGUGUGGAAAGAGUUUGACACAAAUAUCAAACAUUAAUGAACACAUGAUGCUCCACACUGGAGUGAAAACACACACAUGUGAUCAAUGCGGUAAAACAUUUUUGAGUCCUUCAGAUCUGAAGAGACAUCUUAGAGUUCACACAAAGGAGAAGCCUUAUCCAUGCUCUGAGUGUGGAGAGAGUUUUACACAGGAGUCACAUUUAAAAGAGCAUCAGAAGAUCCACACUGGUGUGAGAGAGUGUGUGUGUUUUGAGUGCGGGAAGAGUUUUAUUACAAAUGGAGACUUAAAAAAACACCAGAGGAUUCACACUGGAGAGAAACCGUACACGUGUUCACACUGCAACAAAGCAUUCAGAGAAUCAGGACACCUGAAAACACAUGAGAGGACUCACACCAGAGAGAAACCGUUCACAUGUACUCAGUGUGGGAAGAGUUUCUCACAAUCAUCAUCCCUUAUUGAACACAAACUGAUGCACACUGGAGAGAAAACACACACAUGUGAUCAGUGCAGCAGAACAUUUCUGAGAGUUUCAGAGCUGAAGAGACAUCUUAGAGUUCAUAAAAACCAGAGGCCUUAUCCGUGCUCUGAGUGUGGAAAGAGUUUUACAAAGAUAUCACAUUUAAAAGAUCAUCAGAAGAUCCACACUGGUGUGAGAGAGUUUGCCUGUUCGGAGUGUGAGUGGAGGUUUGCGAAAGCUGCAAACUUGAGACGACACCAGCUGAUUCACACUGGAGAGAAAACAUUUGGACAUUCAGGAAACCUGAAAACACAUGAGACGAUCCACACUGGAGAGAAACCAAACGAAUUUGAACACUGCAGCAAAACAUUUAUGACGUCUUCAGAGCUGAAGAGCCAUCAUAUAAACCAGAGGCCGUAUUCAUGCUCUGAGUGUGGGAAGAGUUUUAGACAUCAGUCAAAUUUAAAAGAGCAUCAGCAGAUCCACACUGGCGUGAGAGAGUUCGUCUGCUCUGAGUGUGAGAGGAGUUUUAUGAAAGCUGCAGACUUGAGACGACACCAGCUGAUUCACACUGGAGAGAAACCGUACACGUGUUCACACUGCGACAAAACAUUCAGACAAUCAGGACACCUGAAAACACAUGAGAGGAUUCACACUGCAGAGAAAAAUCACAAAUUAAGAAAAGCAGAAUGAAAUUUCCUUCCUGAAAGCUCUACUCUAUAUUCACACACAUCAGAUUUCUCAGCUAAUCAGCCCCUGUUAUGCAUUAUAAAAGGUCCUGUUUUGGUUUUGGGGUCUCCAGCAACGGACUGAUGUGAAUACAAGCUUAAAGAACACUGUCAUUGUCUUAUAAUAUGCAUUUAUUUUUACCUAAUGAUCCCAUCGACUCCCAUAUGAUUUGUUCAUGAUUCAUUCUGUCCAAACCUUUGCUGUGUGUGACGCCAAUCUGCGGUGAUUGGUCUGAUGACCCAGUCUGUUGUUAUUGGUCGAUUGCAUUCAGUGCAAGACUGAUAGGAAGCCUUACAUCAUCCUUUUUUUUAUUAUGCACGGUAGUAUUGUAUACCGAGGUAAAAUAGGGUGGAGGUUUGGCGGUAUCAAAAUUUGGAGACCGCUUAAGCCUAAUUCUAGUUCUCUCGUCCCAGAGUCAGUGGGUUAUUUGAAUGGGAUUUUGGUUAAAUGGCUUUGUUACGACCUCAAAAAUGUCUAGGGCUGAAGUCGAACAUAAAAAUUGUAGAGAAAAUAAAUAAACAGUUAGCAGGUUUGAUUUUUAAAUGACCUUUAAGGUUCUUUUAUUGUGAGAAGGUGGAAAAGGUUUGUAUUUACAAUAAACAAAUAAAUGAGCGCAAACAAAAAGCUUCAGGGCUGAGCAAGGCCAAAAUAACAAACAAAACAUUUACUAACUCCACCCCGAAGAUAACUUACCUACUGAAUCAAAAAUAAAUGAAGAAAAUAAAUUACAAACACUACCCUUACUCCUUAACUAAACGAAAAAACAGGAGAAAAUCAGUGUCAAAGUAAAUGGCGCUCAGCCCCUACGGCGCUCAGCUCACAGGUUUAUCAAACGGUACUUGACAAUCACAAAAAAAUUGGAGGGGAGAGGAAAAAGGGAGAGAACACCUUAAUGUUCACAAUUCAUAAACAAACAGAAGCACUAUGAUACGUUUUCCACACGAACGCCACACUCUUAGAAAAACUCUCCGUCUCUCCCCCCAGCGAUCUGACUCCGUUGGUUCCUUUUUAAAAAAUGCUGACUUCCUCCAGCACCAACCACAGCGCACGCACGCAGCACGUCCAAUUAGGGCGGGGUAACCUGGAAACAGGAACGGGACAGGACGAGAGAGGGAAAAAGAGAGACACACCCACACAGCAGCACAGAAACAACCCAAUACGCUCUUGCGUAACAGGCUUAAAUAAGGUUGGUGGCAAACAAACUCAAGAUACUUUCACGAUUUAUUCUACGACACUAAACACAUCACUCUUGACUUUUUAAAUCGGUUCUGCUUCUGUAAGUAGACGGUUGCUCAAUGGGUCUACAGGUGAUGUCGGACUCAUUAUACGUCAUCGAGCUGAACUAGUCUGGAAUGAAGCCCGCUUUUACAGCUUGUGUCGGGCGUUUGGAUUUGUCUGUUUUGGUUCAGUAUUUUCGUAAGUAGUGUUUUAUAGUUUGAUGUGUUUAUCUAAUUAGAUAUUCAUAUUGUGUGUAGAUAAUGCCUUCACUUGUAGAGACCGUCAUGACAGAUUCAUUUGUUGAUCAUUUAUCUUAAUAAAACAGUUUUAUGAAGAUACUGCUGACCAUA